AUGGCUCCUAAAAAGCGGAUUGAAGAGUCGGAAGAGGAAACUUCAGACUCACAACCAGAAUCAUCUACAAGUUUUACCAGUAAUAACUCGAAUUCUAGUAAUAAAAGGUUACGCUUGAAUGACGAAGGAGAGUCAGUUGUUCCCCUCUUUACUGGGGAAAUUGGCAGACAGCCAGAAGACGGAUACCUGUAUGGCUCUAUUGUGCGUGUUCAACUCAAGAAUUUUGUCACGUAUGAUUUUGUCGAAUUUUUCCCUGGACCCAAUUUGAAUAUGAUUGUUGGGCCGAAUGGAACUGGCAAAAGUACAAUCGUGUGUGCAAUUGCUCUUGGACUAGGUUGGAAUACUUCGCUCCUUGGACGUGCAAAAGAAAUCUCUGAUUUUAUAAAGCAUGGUGCGGUUAUCGCAGAGAUUGAAAUUGAACUCAAGUGUCCGGAUAAGAACGUUGUGAUAAAUCGCAAAAUUAAAAAAGAAAAAAAUAGUACUUCGUGGAAAAUCGACGGGCAAAAAGCGACACACCGAGAAGUGAAUAAAAGGAUUACUGAAUUAAAUAUUCAAGUUGAUAAUUUAUGUCAAUUUUUGCCUCAAGAUAAAGUAAACGAGUUUGCACAGUUAUCACCUUCGGAAUUACUUAUACAAACGCAAAAAGCUGUAGGGGAAAAAAGCUUAAUAGAAUAUCAUCAGAAAUUGAUCAAAUUGCGAGAAGAAGAAAAAUCCCUUUUGAUGAGUGCAAAAGCUGAUCGAGAACAAAUGGAAAAUCUUGAAAAGAGAAACUCUGUUCUAGAACGAGAU
Ambispora gerdemannii is the source of this 789-nucleotide messenger RNA. Lineage: Eukaryota; Fungi; Glomeromycota; Glomeromycetes; Archaeosporales; Ambisporaceae. The record is from the annotation of a GenBank genome assembly.